GAUCCAUGCGGGUAAAUGGGCUGUAAGCAUAGAUUCAAGUUGCACGAAUUGGGCCAUACACUCAUUCACAGAGUAGAUGGAGGGUAUUACAUUAACCACUCAAUUGCCGUCACUUCUCUGAAUUGUGACAGCAGAUAUUUAAUGGCACACAGGAACACUUCAACAGAUUUAAUUGGAAAACUGAGAGAAGACCAUGAUAAGAUGUUUAAAAUGAGUGAGAAGAUCUUACUGCUGUGUGUGGGGGAAGCUGGAGACACUGUGCAGUUUGCAGAGUACAUCCAGAAAAAUGUUCAGCUCUACAAAAUGAGAAAUGGGUAUGAGUUGUCUCCUACUGCAGCAGCAAACUUUACACGCAGAAAUCUGGCCGACUACCUACGCAGUCGGACCCCUUACCAUGUCAAUCUACUUCUGGCUGGCUAUGAUGAGCAUGAAGGCCCUGCGCUUUAUUAUAUGGAUUACCUUGCAGCCCUAGCUAAAGCUCCCUUUGCAGCACAUGGAUAUGGUGCAUUCCUAACCCUGAGUAUCCUUGACCGCUAUUACAAGCCAAGUAUCACACGCGAGGAGGCAGUGGAGCUCCUAAAGAAAUGUCUAGAGGAGCUUCAGAAACGCUUCAUCCUGAACCUACCUUCUUUCAGCGUCCGGUUCAUUGAUAAAGACGGCAUCCAUGAAAUGGACAACAUACCCCUUCUGAAAGUGUCAUCCUAACCCCUUGGAUCUUCCCAGAGAAAUCUUUCAGUUCAUUUUUGGCUUUUUCUACUCAUUUGACAUAUAUAAUUAAUGUACUGUACUUGGAGUCUUCAAAUAAAGAUUGACAUUGAUAUAG
Molecule: messenger RNA, 823 nt
Organism: Pelodiscus sinensis (Chinese soft-shelled turtle)
Lineage: Eukaryota; Metazoa; Chordata; Testudines; Trionychidae
Source: RefSeq, a predicted model, not a curated record